Messenger RNA from Seminavis robusta, 1584 nucleotides. The record is from the annotation of a GenBank genome assembly. Lineage: Eukaryota; Bacillariophyta; Bacillariophyceae; Naviculales; Naviculaceae.
AUGGAUCAAGAGUACCCCGAUGUUGGUCUCACGUACUUUGAUUUCAACCAAUUCCAGCCUGAUCGUGUUGCCAAAGAGAAUCAUGCCUAUGGGUAUCCCUUCUUGAAGCUGCUAAUGAAACUUUGGCCCGGAAACUGGAAUGCUCAACGAGCUCAGAUCAAUGAUCGGAUUGAUGCGGUGAAUGAAGAGACGAAGAAAAAGAAAAAGAAAAGCUUCCAUGUUAUCCGAAAGGUUACCAAGCGCGAGUUUUGGGUGUUCGUCGGGCUUUUGAUUGCUGCUUCUGCUCAUCGACUUGGUGGCCACCUGCUCUGGGAAAAGGACAGAGAUAUCUGGACGGCAACAGAGCCCAUCAAUUAUGGAAUCGAUGGCAAGGAAGUCAUGCCUGAGUAUCGAUUCAGAGACCUACGACAAGUCUUUCCUUAUGGUUUCCAAGACAAGGAUGCCGAAGACGAUGGUGAUCCCUGGCACAUGAUUAGGGGCAUGGUCAAUGGCUACAACUUGGUCCGUUCAUUGUGGGUGGCAGCAUCGUUGAAGAAGGUUAUGGAUGAGACGAUGAGUGCUUGGUGUCCGCGCACCACAAAGUUUGGUGGCUUGCCACACAUCUCAUGGAUUUGUAGGAAGCCAGAGCCUCUUGGAACCGAAUUCAAGACUGUUGCUUGCUCCUCCACUGGUAUCAUCCUCCACUGUGAAAUCCAGGAGGGCGAGAAAGCAAUGAAGGCAAAGAAAUACGGUGGCGAGUUCGGUGGGACAGUUGCCUGCACUUUCCGACUGAUCGAAGCAGCUGUGCACUGUGGAAAGAAGUGGCGAUCCAGAAAGCAAGCCGCAUUGGACAACAAGUCUGAGUACUUCAUUGGAGACUCAUGGUUCACAAGUGUGCCUGUUGUGGAGUGGCUCUCCGAGAAAGGCCACAACUAUUGUGGGGCAAUGAAGUCAAACUAUCGACUCUUUCCCAAAGCAGAAUUGGAAGCCAAGAUGAAGGUUGGAGCAGUGGUUCUUCCCUUGCACAACCAUGCUCGACAAGGUGAGCUCAAGAUGGAAAAGAGAUGGGUGACACAUGACUGUUGGUUUCGGUUGGGUACCACCCUCAUCAGUAUGACGGUGACUGACUGCUGGAAAGCCUUUCGUCAUCAUGUUGCCGAUGACAAAGCAAAGGAAAUGACCGUUGUAGGGUUUGCCGACCGAGUUGCUAGUGAUUGCCUUCGAAACAAGUUUCCUGAUACAAUCGAAGCUGACGACAAUUUGAACCUGAUGCCGACUCCAGUGUUGACAGUCGAAGUGCCAACUGGCAAUGGUGUUCCUGCUGCCGAUGGCAUAUCUCCUAUUUCAGUUGCUACCACAAUUGAGGAUCUUUCCAAUGGCCACACAAGGAUUGUCAACCCAGAUCUCCAAGCAUCUGGCAGACCAAAACGGCGAACGUGCCGUGCUGAUGGUUGCAGGAAAGAAACCCAUUGGUUGUGUGGCAAUCAAGCAUGCAUGAGUGAAGCUUACAAUGCCAAUGGAAGGCGAGUAAGGGGCAUGUUCUAUUGUGAUGCUCAUUGGCCCUUGGAGCAUUGGAAAGAUCUGCAUCCAACCUCUGCCCCGUAG